GAGCGGGUGCCGAGGAUGGACCUGGAAGCCUCGCUGCUGCCCACCGGCCCCAAUGCCAGCAACACCUCGGAUGGCCCGGAUAACCUCACCUCGGCAGGGCCGCCUCCUCGCACAGGGAGCAUCUCCUAUGUCAAUAUCAUCAUGCCUUCGGUGUUUGGUACCAUCUGCCUCCUGGGCAUCAUCGGGAACUCCAUGGUCAUCUUCGCGGUGGUGAAGAAAUCCAAGCUGCACUGGUUCAGCAACGUCCCCGACAUCUUCAUCAUCAACCUCUCCGUGGUGGACCUCCUCUUUCUCCUGGGCAUGCCCUUCAUGAUCCACCAGCUCAUGGGCAAUGGUGUCUGGCACUUUGGAGAGACCAUGUGCACCCUCAUUACGGCCAUGGAUGCCAACAGUCAGUUCACCAGCACCUACAUCCUGACCGCCAUGGCCAUUGACCGGUACCUGGCCACCGUCCACCCCAUCUCCUCCACCAGGUUCCGGAAGCCCUCAGUGGCCACCCUGGUGAUCUGCCUCCUGUGGGCCCUCUCUAUCAUCAGCAUCACCCCUGUGUGGCUCUAUGCCAGGCUUAUCCCCUUCCCAGGGGGCACAGUGGGCUGUGGCAUCCGCCUGCCCAACCCAGACACUGACCUCUACUGGUUCACCCUAUACCAGUUCUUCCUGGCCUUUGCCCUGCCCUUCGUGGUCAUCACAGCUGCCUACGUGAGGAUCCUGCAGCGGAUGACAUCCUCGGUGGCCCCCGCCUCUCAGCGCAGCAUCCGCCUGCGGACAAAGAGGGUGACCCGCACAGCCAUCGCCAUCUGCCUGGUCUUCUUUGUGUGUUGGGCUCCCUACUAUGUGCUCCAGCUGACCCAGCUAUCCAUCAGCCGCCCCACGCUCACCUUUGUCUACCUGUACAACGCGGCCAUCAGCUUGGGCUAUGCCAACAGCUGCCUCAACCCCUUUGUGUACAUCGUGCUCUGUGAGACGUUCCGCAAACGCUUGGUCCUGUCGGUGAAGCCUGCGGCCCAGGGGCAGCUUCGCGUGGUCAGCAACGCCCAGACGGCUGAUGAGGAGAGGACAGAAAGCAAGGGCACCUGACGCUUCCGCUGCCACCCUGGAUGCCUCCACGUCAGGACGCCACAGCGGACCAUGGGGAGAGAUGCUGAGAGAAACCCAGCAUCCGGGUGGAUGCAAAGAGGCUGGGUGGUGAGGGGUGGUUGCAGCGAAAAACAUUCUGCAGAUGGCUGGAGAGGCUUGGAGCCAGGUUUGGGGACUUCAAGCUCCAGAAAUCUCCUUCGGAGAGUAGGAUGGACCUUUGGGUUGAACAGAAACAGAGCAAGGAGUUUGGUUUUAAUGCUCAGUUGAGACCUACAUCUGCUAGCUCCCGUGUCUUUUUCCCAAGAGAAGAGGUGGAAGACUUCUGGUCACGUUUAUUUAAAAUCAGGCAGGGCCAAGGUGUGAGCGGAGGUACAGGCACAGGGUCCUGGGGGGGAUGGGGAGGCGUCCUCGACGCCCUUUCCCAUCUCUCCUUGGUAUGCUGGAGGGCAGCCUUUCUCCCAAGCUGGAGGGUGAUGAAAAUAAAGCACGCCUCUC
Phacochoerus africanus (Common warthog) is the source of this 1572-nucleotide messenger RNA. RefSeq names its product melanin concentrating hormone receptor 1 (gene MCHR1). Bases 16 to 1077 code for a protein of 353 amino acids. The record is from RefSeq and is a predicted model, not a curated record. The transcript has 2 exons. NCBI's taxonomy places the organism in Eukaryota, Metazoa, Chordata, Mammalia, Artiodactyla, Suidae. Gene Ontology annotation, cellular component: membrane; neuron projection. Gene Ontology annotation, biological process: neuropeptide signaling pathway. Gene Ontology annotation, molecular function: neuropeptide binding; melanin-concentrating hormone receptor activity.